GACGUUGAGUGAAAAGUUGUUGCCAAAAACUUUGUUCGAGUUUAUUAUGAAGAAGACGUUUUACGGACAAUUUAUAGCUGGUGCUAACAGUGAAGAAGUUAUUAUGCUUGCUCGACGUUUGGCACCCAGUGGCAUUCGAUUUAUGCCUUCUCCAUCAGUUGAGGAUGAGCUGGAAGAGAGUGAUAGUGGUGGCAACAAACAGAACAGUAGCUUUGAAAAAUUGCUUGAUUUCAAUGCAGAGCAGGUGAUGCACUCUAUUGAUCUAGCAGAAAAACUUAGACUUGAAUGUGAAGACUACCAGGAAACUGCAAAAUUGGCAUUCAAACUGACAGCCAUUUUUAAACCAACACUUCUAAAGCUGCUCUCUUCAGAGUUAAUGUCGGGUGGAAGUUUUCCUGCUUCGUCACCAUCGACACUGCAUGAGCAUAUGCAGGAAACAGCAAACAAAGGAGGCUGUCUUGAGGAAUACAAUAACGGGAUAAAGAGAUUCACUUAUCUGACAGAGAGGCUGCAUUCAGGAAAUCUGUCAGCGUUCAUUGAUGCAGAGUAUUCCUAUAUGCAACCGGCCAUCAGGAGCUUGGUAUUGUACAUGCAGUCACUGCACAACAGGCAGCGUCCCGUUAUCUUGAACACCCAGCAGACAUACUUGAAGUCUGCCGAGGAAGACAACAAAGUCAAUUUGGCUAUCGCUGACAAAUGUGGAUUUGUGUAUGGUGCUAAGAUUGUACGGGGUGCGUACAUGGAUAAAGAACGUACGCUGGCUAAAAAGCAUGGCUACCAUGACCCUAUCUAUUCAACGUACGAGGACACGAGCAGUUGUUACGAUAGAACGUUUGAUGUGCUCUUAAAACGUGCAGCAGCCGAUGGCGUAAUAGUCAUGGCUGCCACGCACAAUGAGGACUCAGUGAAAUUUGGAGUGAAAAGAAUGCGUGAACUGGGUAUCAGAAGGCAAAGUGGUCAAGCUCUCUUUUCUCAGCAGCAAGGAAUGUGUGAUCACGUGACGUUUGCACUCGGUCAAAAUGGUUAUCUUGUGUACAAGUACAGUCCGUAUGGAGACCUAGGUGGUACGAUGCGGUAUCUCAAUCGACGAGCUCAGGAGAACAGAACGGCACUCAAGGGAUUGCGGAGAGAAAAGCAACUUCUCUACAAGGAAUGGAAACGAAGGCGAACGCAGACAAGGAGCUAGCUAGCAUCACGACUUCACUAACUUUCAAAUUUAAUGAAAUCUUUCUUAUUCUUACACAUUCUUUGAAAUAGAUUUUAUUAGCU
Messenger RNA from Corticium candelabrum, 1269 nucleotides. RefSeq names its product hydroxyproline dehydrogenase-like. Bases 47 to 1186 code for a protein of 379 amino acids. Lineage: Eukaryota; Metazoa; Porifera; Homoscleromorpha; Homosclerophorida; Plakinidae. The transcript is spliced from 9 exons. Gene Ontology annotation, cellular component: mitochondrion. The record is from RefSeq and is a predicted model, not a curated record. Gene Ontology annotation, molecular function: proline dehydrogenase activity; FAD binding.